Oxyura jamaicensis (ruddy duck) is the source of this 2078-nucleotide messenger RNA. Its product is annotated as keratin, type I cytoskeletal 13-like. The transcript is spliced from 8 exons. Gene Ontology annotation, molecular function: structural molecule activity. The record is from RefSeq and is a predicted model, not a curated record. Bases 243 to 1754 code for a protein of 503 amino acids. NCBI's taxonomy places the organism in Eukaryota, Metazoa, Chordata, Aves, Anseriformes, Anatidae.
ACAUGUAAAGUAUCUUCCUUGUGAACUGGGAUUUCUAGAGGGAAACUGCCCAUGGGCUAUUUAUUCCUGGCAUAAACAGCAAGACUAGCCAGCCCCGUGGGAAGAAGAAACACCCUAUAGGUGGCACCCCCUUUGGAAGGUAUAAAUAGAGAUCUGCGGCAACAACCAACCUGCAGUCUGAUUCAAUAUCAAGCUGUGCAUCUUGCUUUGGGCUUUGGGUUGGAUCUGCAGCUGUCCUCAAAAUGAGUUGUAGUAUUAAGCAGACAACUGGCUCGCUCAGGGGCAGGACCAGCGGUGGCAGCUGUGUUAUUGGUGGCGGUGGUGGUGGUGGAGGAGCACGGAUCUCCUCAGUCUCUUCUGGAAGAUACACGACUUGUGGGAUAGGUGGUAGCCGAGGGUUUUCUGGUAGAAGCUACUGUGGUGGUGUGAGUUACGGAGGAGGACUGAGCACUGGCAGCUUGGUUGGUGGAAACUAUGGAGGUGGCUUAGGAGCUGCCGUCCUCGGAGGAUGUCCGGGCAUUGGAUUCAGCGGUGGCAGUGCCCGCUUCGGCGGUGGCAUUGGAGGUGGCCUUGGUAUCGGUCUUGGUGGAGGGGUAGUUGGAGGUGGCUUUGCUGGUGAUGGCAUUCUUCUUUCUGGUGACGAAAAGGUCACCAUGCAGAACCUUAACGACCGCCUGGCUUCUUACCUGGACAAGGUGAGGUGCCUGGAACAAGAAAAUGCUGACCUGGAGUGCAGAAUCAGGGAGUGGUACGCCAAGCAGGGCCCUUUUUGUGAGCCACGAGACUACAGCUGCUAUUACAAAGAGAUAGAAGAUCUUCAAAAUCAGAUUGUCUGCGCAACCAUAGACAACAACAAGAUCAUUCUGAACAUCGAUAACAGCAGGAUGACAGCCGAUGACUUCCGAGUGAAGUACGAGACGGAGCUGGCCCUUCGCCAGAGCGUGGAGGCUGACAUUAACGGCCUGCGCCAAGUCCUGGAUCAGCUCACUCUCUGCAGGUCUGACCUGGAGGCACAGCUGGAGUCGCUGCGGGAGGAGCUCUGCUGCCUGAAGAAGAACCACGAGGAGGAAAUGAACUGUCUGAGGAAACAAUCGACUGGAGAUGUGAGCGUGGAGGUCAAUGCCUGCCCUGGCCCAGACCUCAGAAAGAUCCUGGAGGAGAUGAGGUGCCAAUAUGAAACACUGAUCGAACGCAAUCGCAAAGAAGUUGAGGACUGGUAUGAGUGUAAGAUUGAGGAGGUGAAUCGGGAGGUUAUUACAAGCGGUCAGGAGGUCGAGACGUGCAACAACCAGGUCACCGAACUGAGACGCCAAUUGCAAGCCCUGGAAAUCGAUCUGCAGGCUCAGCUCAGCCAGAGGGACAACCUGGAAGCAUCCCUGGCUGAGACAGAGUGCCGCUACAACAACCACCUUGCUGAGCUCCAGAGCCAGAUCACGUGCGUGGAGCAGCAGCUGGCCGACCUGCGCGCGGAAAUGGAGUGCCAGAACCAAGAGUACAAGAUCCUGCUGGACGUCAAGUGCCGCCUGGAGCAGGAGAUCCAUACAUACCGCUGCCUGCUGGAGGGCGGCCAGCAGGACCUCAUUCAGCAAGGAGGAAUCAGUCAAUCUUCAGGGCUAGGAGGAGGAGUUGCAAGAACAGGUGGAAUAGGAGGAGGAGGCAUCAUCAGAACAAGCCACACUUACACUUCGUCCUCCCAGAUGCCAUCUUGUGCAGCUGCGGAGAUACAAGUGCCUUGCAGAAGGAUUUGUGAUUAAGCAGAGAAGUGAGAGUACACAAGAGGUCCCUGCAGCAGAGCCGUGGAUAAAGAGAGAGAAUAUUUACUGUAUGCCUCUGCAAAGAGCAAGGAACGUGCUCUUCUGUAUUACUCAGCGAUGCUAAGCAAUGUGUCGGAGGGAUGAGCAGAGCGUUGGGCCACAUUCUGCUUUAUUUUGCUAUUUGCUUUUUCCAGUCUGUAUUGCUGCGUGUGCCCAGCCACCGUGACUACUGCUGGGGUUAACCAGUACUAGGAUCACUAAUGUACCUGCCAGUGAAAAACCUUCUCUAAUAAAACUUUGCUUCUGCCUGAUGCAAUCAAGAAA